Molecule: messenger RNA, 753 nt
Organism: Caenorhabditis remanei
Lineage: Eukaryota; Metazoa; Nematoda; Chromadorea; Rhabditida; Rhabditidae
Exons: 6
Coding region: 1-753 (250 amino acids)
Source: RefSeq, a predicted model, not a curated record
AUGGGAUACUUUGCAAAAUUAGUCCCACCGUAUUAUAAAUAUCCAGUGUUGGUUUUUCUUUUCUGUGAAUUUGUCUACUCUGCAUUCGUUCUAGCCAUAUCAGAAGCUUACUACAAAUCAGCUGCACUUAUUCUUCCAAUUGCAUAUAGGAUUUUCGAUGAUACAGUCAAGAAAAACAAGCCGGGAUUCGAUUGGUCUCCGGAAGAAAAAGAGAUUCUCGAAGUGUAUAAAGUACAAAUGCUAUUCUUAUGGGUCAUCUCAGCAAUUGGAGUGAUUCUUUGUAUUUUUGUAAUGAUUCCGCAGUUCUUCGAUUUCAAUGACAAGAAAGGAAACCCAAGUCAUUUGUGUCUGGUACGAAAGAAGCUCGCUUGGGUAAUGCUCAUAAUCGUAGCUGUCUACAUUAUCGUUUUGGGGAUAGCAGUUGUUUGGGCUUGGUCAGACGGUGGAGCAGCUGCAAAACACUUCCACACGCAUUUCGAAGGAGCUGAAAAAGAAGAGAUCUAUAUCACACAACUUGAAGAAGCGUUUGAUUGUGAAUCAGACGACGAUCAAGAGGUUGCUGAAGUGACUAUGUGUUGGGAGAAGGUCAACAAAACAUUCAUCUCGCACACAUGGCUGGACAUUCUAUUUUUCGCUUAUCUCUCUGGUCACAUUUUGGUUUUCGCUUCACUGCCAUUCUUCAAUAAACAACUCUUCAAAGAGGAUGACGAUGACUACAUAAAUGCAACAUCUAACAAAUUACUAGACAACUGA